Messenger RNA from Symbiodinium pilosum, 2253 nucleotides. Lineage: Eukaryota; Dinophyceae; Suessiales; Symbiodiniaceae. The record is from the annotation of a GenBank genome assembly.
AUGAGUGGGAGUACUGGUGAGGGCACUUCGACCAGUGCCCCGAGCACACGAACCAAGGAAGGGAUUCCUACAUGGAACGGAGAGGCCAACUCUUUCGUGGCGUAUGAGGAGGCCUCGCUCUUGUGGGAACAGUCCCUGACUUGGGAAAAGCGGUACACAGCAGGCCCUCGGCUUGUUCAAGAACUCACGGGGGCGGCAAAGCGACUGGUGGCCGGCCGUGAUGCCGGGUGGGUGGCCUUCCGCGGCGGAGUCACGGUCCUCAUGGACCACCUUCGACGAGCCUUGGGGAAGCCUCGAGUCAACGAGGUGACGGACCUCCUGGCCACGUGCUUCAAGGGCUGUAAGCGGAAGAGCCAUGAGACGAUGAACGACUAUGUGACAAGGAAGUUUGAGGCCUACUUCCGGGCCAGUCAGGCUCUCAAGAGAGUGGCGCCCCACUAUGAGGCAGAGCCCCCGGCGAACACCUUUGAGAUGCCGACUUGGAGCCGGAGGUCAAGCAUGGAGAGCCGGGGGUGGAACCAGAGUGGUCCCAGCGAGGCGGACUCAGGUGUCAGCCGUGGUCAGGCCCCCACAGAGGGCCAAACCGAAGAGACUCCCAGCACGGCACCGGGGACUGAUGGAUCUUGGCAGACGUGGAACUCCCGCUGGAACAGCUGGAAUUCCUGGGCUUGGCAAUGGCAACCGGCUCGGAGGCAUUGGGACUGGUCCUCAGCUGCUUCCUCGACAGGCUCCUACCCAGAGUCAGGCGGCAGACAGACAGAGCUGCUGCCACCCUUCAUCCAAGGCUGGUACCUGAUGACGGACGCAGGCCUGGACCAUGGUGAACGCAACUUGGUGAUGACUGCCUUGGGGGGCGACUUCUCACCUCAACGGGUGGCCCAGGAGCUGCGCAAUCAAUUCCCGGAGACAGAAGUGAGGCGCCGAGAUCAAGGACGUCGGUUCCAAGGCUUCUUGGGAGACAUUCUCGAGGACUCGGAGGAAGACCUCACUGUCCCCGGGAACACCACGGAGGAGCUCCUCGAGGAAGGCCUGACAGCCGAAAAUGCGGCACUCAUUGUGGAUGCCGAGUCCCAGGCACAGGAGGCCCUGGCAGCCUUGCAUCAGGCCCGCCGCACCUUGAAAGAGGCACGACAGCGUCAACAUCAGGUGAAGCAGUCCAGGAAGUACUACCAUUCCGGCCAGUCCGGGCCGAAGGAAGCCGCUCGACAGAGGGCGGUGAACCACAGCAAGCCCUUCGUCUGCUACCUCGACAACAAGAGUGUGGAGCCCGAGGACAACUUCACCGGCUUCGCUCAGGGCGAGUUCGAUGGUGGAACCGAGCAGGCCUACAGUGGCCAGACAGCCAAGGAGCUCAUGACCACACAGGAGGCCGCGCGAGAAGGGAUGGCAGUGAUAGAUGGGGGGGCCACCCAGACAAUUGGGGUCACCACACAGGGUGUUCCCACCUUCUCCUUCGAGAACUCCACCGAGGAUCGCUGCCUGAGCACUGCGAGGCUGGGAGUGAGCGCGAAUGGAGCCGCACAGGACAUCAACUUCUGCCGAUGUCGGAAGAUUGGCUCGCCAGUGCCAGUCUGGUUCGCCAUGACGAACAUCAAUGCCAUGACCCGUGCCGACAUGAUCUUGGUGCUGCGAACUUAUGGCGAAGAUCCUCCGACCAGCUGGACUCGUGUCGACCUUCGUCACCGCAUCGAGGAGCUGGUGGAGCACAAGGAGAUCGAGAUUCAGGGCGGCAAGAAGGCCGGCGCCCCCUUGCAGAGGGCGAUCACAGAGUUGAACAAGGCGAGCCGCAAGAAAUCCGACCUUGCGCACGGCGACAUGAUGGGAUUCGGGAAGUUCUCCAACCGCACCUACCUAGAUGUGAAGGAGAACGAGAAGUCGUAUUGCGAAUGGGCAAAGACCAUCUACCAGGAGGAAGCCACCUCAAUCUACCUGAAGCGCUUCGUCCUCUACCUGCUGCAGUCGCCCAACCCGGACAAGAAGACCAUGCCGGUCAAGCUGCCGCCAUCCAAGGACAAGUCCAAGCAAGGCUACAAGGAGGAGCCGGUGAAGAAGGAAAGUGGGACACCUCCUUCUACGAGCACGACCUCGGCAAGCUCUUCGACGGAGACGACGGUGAGCCAGCUGACGGCUCUGGUCGGGACCCUCAUCGCGGAGGUGCGCGAGUUGAAGGAGGAGCGUGCCACAGCGGUUCCCCGCAAGGUGACGGCUGUGUCGGAUGUGCAGAUGAAGGACCCUCCCAAGGACUCCCGAUGA